Microthlaspi erraticum is the source of this 624-nucleotide messenger RNA. NCBI's taxonomy places the organism in Eukaryota, Viridiplantae, Streptophyta, Magnoliopsida, Brassicales, Brassicaceae. The record is from the annotation of a GenBank genome assembly.
AUGGAAUCAUUGGCUGAGCGGGUUCGACCAGGCUCUGUAGUGUACUGUGCACUAGGCAGCCAAAUCACUCUCGAGAAAGACCAGUUCCAAGAGCUCUGUUUAGGAAUGGAGCUCACAGGUUUACCAUUUUUUGUAGCGGUAAAGCCACCAAGAUGCGCAAAGACGAUUCAAGAAGCGUUACCAGAAGGGUUCGAGGAGCGGGUGAAGGGACGUGGAGUGGUUUGGGGAGGAUGGGUGCAGCAACCGUUGAUAUUGGCUCAUCCAUCAGUAGGUUGCUUUGUGAGCCAUUGCGGAUUCGGGUCAAUGUGGGAGUCUCUGAUGAGUGAUUGCCAAAUAGUCUUGCUUCCGUAUUUGUCUGAUCAGGUUCUCAACACGAGAUUGCUCACAGAGGAGCUUGAGGUCUCCGUAGAGGUGGAGAGAGAAGAAACAGGAUGGUUCUCUAAAGAAAACCUGAGCGAUGCCAUCAUGUCUGUGAUGGAUAAAGAUAGCGAAAUAGGGCGCCGAGUGAGGAGGAACCACGCCGAAUUGAAUGAGAUUUUGGUUAGUCCUGGAUUGUUAACUGGCUACACCGAUAAAUUUGUUGAUACUUUGGAGAGUCUUCUCUACGAUACAUAUCUUAAGUGA